Dioscorea cayenensis subsp. rotundata (Guinea yam) is the source of this 1984-nucleotide messenger RNA. RefSeq names its product glucose-6-phosphate 1-dehydrogenase, cytoplasmic isoform-like. Gene Ontology annotation, cellular component: cytosol. Gene Ontology annotation, biological process: glucose metabolic process; pentose-phosphate shunt, oxidative branch. Gene Ontology annotation, molecular function: NADP binding; glucose-6-phosphate dehydrogenase activity. The record is from RefSeq and is a predicted model, not a curated record. The coding region runs from base 187 to 1746 and encodes 519 amino acids. Lineage: Eukaryota; Viridiplantae; Streptophyta; Magnoliopsida; Dioscoreales; Dioscoreaceae. The transcript has 16 exons.
UGGUGAGUGAGUGAGAGAGAGAGAGAGAGAGAGAGAGAGAGAGAGGGGAAACCCUGGUGGGUUGGUGGCGAGAGGCAAUAAGAAGGAUCCGAAUGUGAGCUAUCUUGAUUGGGAAGUGAAGUGGGGCUUUCAAUUUAGGGAGAUCGACGGCUUUGAAGGUAGUUUUUGUUGGCUGAGCAGUGAACCAUGUCAACUCCAUCGUCAAGGAACAGCUCCUUUAAUGGAAACAAUUUUAGAAGUGAAUCUUUUUCCAGUGAGAGGGACCUUGACAGCGUACUAGAGACUGGUUGUCUCUCCGUUGUUGUGCUUGGUGCUUCAGGAGACCUUGCCAAGAAGAAGACUUUUCCAGCACUCUUCAAUCUCUUCCGGCAGGGAUUCUUGCAAUCCAAUGAAGUUCACAUAUUUGGAUAUGCCCGGACAAAGAUGUCAGAUGAUGACUUAAGGGAGCGCAUCCAUGGGUACCUUAGUCAUGGGAAGGGAGAUGAGGAAAUGGAAUCUCUUACAAAUUUUUUGCAAUUGAUUAAAUAUGUCAGUGGUUCUUAUGACAGUGAGGAUGGUUUUCGAUUAUUGGAUAAGGAAAUUUCAGAGCAUGAGUUAGUGAGAAAAAGUCAUCCGGGAACUUCCCGCAGAUUAUUCUAUCUUGCAUUGCCUCCAUCCGUUUAUCCUUCUGUCUGCAAAAUGAUAAGAAGUUAUUGCAUGAACCAAUCUGAUCUUAGUGGGUGGACUCGGAUUGUGGUUGAGAAGCCAUUUGGGAAAGAUCUGGCUUCUUCAGAAGAGCUGAGUUCGCAACUUGCAGAGUUAUUUAAUGAAGAACAACUUUAUCGAAUUGACCACUACUUAGGAAAGGAGUUGGUGCAGAACUUGCUGGUGCUUCGAUUUGCCAACCGUUUCUUUGUACCUCUUUGGAAUCGUGAUAACAUUGAUAAUGUGCAGAUUGUCUUUAGGGAAGAUUUUGGGACAGAAGGACGUGGAGGUUAUUUUGAUGAAUAUGGAAUCAUUCGUGAUAUCAUUCAAAAUCAUCUAUUGCAGGUUUUUUGUUUGGUUGCCAUGGAGAAGCCUGUUUCUCUUAAACCUGAGCACAUACGGGACGAGAAAGUGAAGGUUCUUCAAUCAGUCAUGCCAAUUGCACCGGAAGAGGUUGUCCUUGGACAAUAUGAUGGCUACAGAGAUGACCCAACAGUUCCUGAUGGCUCUAGCACACCUACCUUUGCAACAGUUGUUUUACGCAUUCAUAAUGAAAGAUGGGAGGGCGUCCCUUUUAUACUCAAGGCUGGAAAAGCUUUGAAUUCAAGGAAGGCAGAAGUUCGUGUUCAAUUCAAGGAUGUUCCAGGAGAUAUCUUUCGAAGUAAAAAACAUGGGAGAAAUGAAUUUGUAAUACGUCUACAGCCUUCAGAGGCCAUGUAUAUGAAACUAACAGUCAAGAAACCUGGGCUUCAGAUGUCAACAAUUCUAAGUGAGUUAGAUUUGUCAUAUGGGCAACGUUACCAAGAUGUCAAAAUACCUGAAGCAUAUGAACGAUUGAUUCUUGAUACAAUCAGAGGAGAUCAACAACAUUUUGUCCGCAGAGAUGAACUGAGGGCUGCUUGGGAGAUUUUCACUCCCUUACUUCACAAAAUCGACAAUGGGGAAUUACCGCCAAUUUCUUAUAAACCCGGCAGCCGCGGUCCAGCAGAGGCAGAUGAAUUGCUUGCCAGAGCAGGCUAUGUGCAAACGCACGGUUAUAUAUGGAUACCACCUUCUCUGUAAUAAAGUGUGCAAGUAAGUUAGCUGCUCUGGUAUUUUCACAACUUCGGCAUUCCAUCUAUACCCAGUUAGUGUGAGCCUACCUUCCAGUUUAUGACUAUAUACAUAUAUAACCUUGUUGGUGUGGUGUCAAAUAGUUUGCUCAUAGUUGGAAGAGUAGAAUAAGUGAUAUUUCCAGAAUGUAUGCAGUGUUGUUUUUGUACUCUAGCCAAGAAAUAAUAAAUAUACAUUUGCCUCAAAA